AUGUCCGACCAAGGCGCAGGCGCGGGCUCUCCUUCCCCUGUGGCGCCUAGUCUACAGCUAAAAGAACGCGAGAAAGAGAUUCUCGAGCGCCAAAUACACACUUCGGAAUCGAACAGCAGCCGCUUAAAGCUUUUGUACACAUGUGCAACAACCUAUGAAUUAUUCGCUCUCAUAAUCAGCUCAAUUGCAGCGAUUGUUGGAGGGGCUCUUCAGCCCAUAUCUUUUGAGUUCUUUCUGGGAACUUCUUCCGGCUCUCACCUUUCAUCUCUUGUUGCAAGAUUCGCCUUGUAUUAUGUAUACAUCGCCAUUGGACAGUUUGUUUCGGUAUACAUCUCGACCGCUGGAUUCAUGAUAGGAGGGGAAAGUAUAACUCAGCGACUUCGCGAGAAAUAUCUUGCCGCUAUCCUCCGCCAAAACAUGGCAUUUUUUGAUGUCCUGGGGGCUGGAGAAAUCACAACCAGAAUUACUGCUGAUAUGAAUCUGAUCCAGGAUUCUUUGACGGGCAAGCUUUCUCUGACUUUGUACUCCUGUUCCAAUUUUGGGACGGCUUUCAUCAUCAGCUUUGUGAAAAGCUGGCGCAUGGCUCUUAUUCUGAUAUCCGCAAUCGUGGCAGAAACUGGAUCUAUGAGUGUAUGCUCUUCGUUCAUGGUCAAGUAUACUCACAUGUCUUUAUCAGCAUAUGGAGACGGAUCGACAGCUGCCGAAGAGGCCAUCAGCUCAAUCAAGCACGUCACUGCAUUUGGGAUCCAGGACAAGCUGGCCGAUCGGUAUCAGAAGUUUCUGACCAAGGCAGAGGCUUAUGGUCUGAGAAGUCGCAUUGCCCUUGCGAUCAUGAUGGCCAUAAUGAAUGGUGUCAUAUUCCUAACCUACGGACUGACAUUUUGGCAAGGGUCUCGCUACCUUGUCGUUGGGGAUAUUGAAUUAGGGGCUCUUAUAACUAUUCUUCUUGCUACGCUGACCGGAGCGUUCACGUUUGGUAAUAUAUCACCCAAUUUCCAAGCGUUUGCAACGGGCGUGGCAGCAACCGGAAAGAUUCUUUCAACUGUGUCCAGGGAGUCACCACUGGAUCCAUCCUCCUCCACUGGAAACAAGCUACAAGCUGUGUCAGGGACAAUAGAACUCAAAGAAAUUCGGCACGUUUAUCCCUCUAGACCAGACAUACUGACUUUAGAUGGGAUAAAUCUUAUAUUUGCAGCUGGAAAGACCACUGCCAUCGUGGGUGCUUCUGGGUGUGGGAAAAGUACAUUGGCAGGUCUGAUUGAAAGGUUUUACGAGCCAAUAAGUGGCCAAAUAUUGCUCGAUGACCACGACAUCACGUCCUUAAACUUGCAAUGGUUACGCCAACAAAUAGCGAUUGUCACACAAGAGCCCACACUCUUCGCUACAACUGUAUUCGAAAACAUCAGAUUUGGUCUGAUCGGCACCGAAUACGAAAAUUUCCCCCAUAGUGUGUUGGAAAAACUUGUGUUUGACGCUGCAAAGAAAGCGAACUGUUUUGAAUUCAUUUCCACCUUACCGGAAGGAUUCCAUACCAGUGUUGGUCAAAUGGGCUCAUUACUCUCGGGUGGACAAAAACAGCGAGUUGCCAUUGCAAGGGCUAUUAUUGGCAAUCCCAAGGUCUUGCUGCUGGAUGAGGCUACUUCAGCUCUAGAUGCCCAGGCCGAACGGCUGGUACAGGCGGCGCUUGAUGUUGCCGCUAAAGGUCGGACAACGAUCACAAUCAGCCACCGACUAUCCACCAUCACAGCCGCGGACAACAUUGUUGUCAUUUCUCACGGACGUGUUGUUGAGCAAGGAACCCACAACGAGCUGCUUGAGAAACGAUCGAUGUAUUACGAGUUAGUGGAGAAGCAGCGCAUGUCGACUGAAAGGAGUAUCGUCACCCGCGAAGCAAAUUCACCUCUCGACCUAGGUUCCAAGCUUCCUGACUUGGAAGAUGAGGUCAAUGAGUCUAAUAAGUACAUGUAUGAUAUAGAGCGGCAUCGGGGAACCAAAGACCCCGAGAGAGGCUUAGAGGGGGAGUCUGGUGGCUGUGAAUAUCCCUUAUGGACGUUGAUUAAGUUUGUCGCCAACUUCAACAAGGAAGAGACGGUUACCAUGGUUUGUGGUCUGCUUUUCUCAAUCAUCACAGGCGCCGGAAAUCCCACACAGGCUGUGUUCUACGGUAAGACAAUUGCAGCGAUGUCGUUACCCCCUAACAUGUAUGGGAGGUUACGCCAUGAUGUCAACUUCUGGAGUGCGAUGUAUCUGAUGCUGGGAGGUACUGCAUUCCUGGGCUGGGGAGCAUCGGGUCUCUGUUUCGCCUACUGCUCCGAGCGCCUGAUUCACCGUGCCAGAGAUCGUUCUUUCCGAGCAAUUCUCCAUCAAGAUAUUUCCAUGUUCGACAAAGCUGGUUUCUCGGCCGGUUCGCUUACAUCCUCGUUAUCCAUGGAUGCAACCAAUCUUGCGGGCAUGAGUGGUGUGACACUAGGGUCUAUCUUCAUUGUCUCAACGACUUUGAUUGCCGGCAUUGCUGUAUCAAUUGCGAUAGGUUGGAAGCUGGGUCUCGUUUGUACCGCAACCAUUCCAAUUGUUCUUACUUGUGGUCUCGUCCGACUCAAGAUCCUUGGUGAGAUAGCUCGACAGUCGAAGGGUGUAUAUGCAGCUUCAGCAACUUAUGCAUGUGAGGCAAGUUCUGCCAUCAAGACGGUUGCAUCAUUGAAUCUCGAAAGCCAUGUACUGGAAGAGUAUCAUAACAUAUUGGAAGCACAACGACAAAAGUCGAUUGUUUCAACGCUGAAAUCGUCAACAUUUUAUGCAGCCUCACAGUCAGCCAACUUUCUCUGCAUUGCGCUAGCCUUUUGGUAUGGGGGAAGUCUCAUCAUCCACGAAGGCUAUUCAAUGGUGCAGUUUUUCAUCGCUUAUGCAGCUAUUGUCGUAGGCGCAUUCAGCGCCGGCGCCAUUUUCUCCUUCGCGCCAGAUAUGAGCAAAUCUCGCCAGGCAGCCCAGGAUAUCAAAAGGUUGUUGGACAGACCUGUCAACAUUGAUGCCCGUCAAGAAACUGGCGAACUAUUAACCAAAGUUGAUGGCAGCUUGGAAAUGCGAAAUAUCUAUUUCCGAUACCCCAACAGACUGGAGAGGGUGGUUGUUAACGGCCUCAGCUUGAGUAUUCAACCAGGACAAUACAUAGGUCUUGUGGGGGCGAGCGGGUGUGGGAAGAGCACUCUCAUUGCCUUGCUGGAGCGGUUCUUUGAUCCUGAAAAGGGGCAGAUCUUGGUCGAUGGGAAAGAUAUUUCGAAGUUGAAUGUCAAAAGCUACCGGAGUCACCUCGCGCUCGUUAGCCAAGAACCGACCCUGUAUCAAGGAACCAUAAGGGAGAAUAUUACCCUGGGUACUGACGACGAGGAUGUUUCCGAGGAGAGAAUCACCAAAGCAUGCAAGGAUGCCAAUAUCUACGAUUUCAUUCAAUCUCUGCCUGAUGGUUUCUCGACGCUUAUAGGAGCGAGGGGCGGCAUGCUCUCUGGCGGGCAGCAACAACGAAUAGCCAUCGCGCGCGCGCUUCUUCGCGAUCCACGUAUCCUCCUCCUAGAUGAGGCCACUUCUGCACUCGACUCUGAGUCUGAAAAGGUUGUCCAGGAUGCUUUGAAUGCGGCGGCUCAAGGCCGAACGACGGUCGCUGUUGCGCAUCGGAUAAGCACGGUGCAGAAGGCCGAUUGUAUUUAUGUGCUGCAUGAAGGCAAUGUUGUGGAGCAGGGGACGCACAAAGAGUUGAUGCAGCUUGGAGGGAGAAAGCGCUUGUAA
Messenger RNA from Penicillium crustosum, 3780 nucleotides. RefSeq names its product ABC transporter ATP-binding protein. The record is from RefSeq and is a predicted model, not a curated record. Gene Ontology annotation, cellular component: membrane. Gene Ontology annotation, molecular function: ATP binding; ATP hydrolysis activity; ABC-type transporter activity. The transcript has 8 exons. NCBI's taxonomy places the organism in Eukaryota, Fungi, Ascomycota, Eurotiomycetes, Eurotiales, Aspergillaceae. Bases 1 to 3780 code for a protein of 1259 amino acids. Gene Ontology annotation, biological process: transmembrane transport.